UGACACGGGUAUCGUACCCGUCAACCCGCUCCCCGAUUCAGGGGGGUCCGCCAAGAUAGUGCCUCUGCGAAGACAACCAGCUGCUCGUGGCCGAUGGCCGAGUGCGACCUGAGCAUGACUUCAUCUCUCCCACUCCCUCCAACUCUUCCUGCAUCAACAGUCAAGUGAUGCCCCUUUGCGCGCCGUAGCGAAAUAUCACCACGCGGCUCGACAGUCAAAGACAGCAAUGCGCGCCGGCUUCAAUACAUCAUGGCCGUAGGUGAAACCAUCACGCCAAAGACGUCAUAUACGCACACCCCCAUCCCCAACAAGUCCAAAUCAAGCACCGUGGCGCUGGACUACAACCCCAAGUUCACCCUCGACCAUGGCGAGCUCGAGCGCCUCUCCCAUCGACUUCUCGCGGAGCAACCGCCCCGUACCCAAGAGCAGUACAUCUGCUACCUGAUCUCGGGUGUCGAUGAACUCUCCAACAUCGCGCGCCACGUCGAGCGCGCCGUCUUUGAGGAGCGCUUUGGCCUUAACGACGCCAAGAUGCAAAAAAUGUACGGUGGGCACGACUAUGCGAGCAUUUUCUUCGUCGUUAUGGACCAGGUCAACAAAACGCCGGCGGGCGUCAUACGAAAUAUCAAGUGGUCGCUUGCGGGACUGACGACGCUCAAUGAUGCAGAGGAGAUGCUGCAUGUUUCGCUGGAGGAUUUCAAGAAAUAUCACGGCGUGGAGGAUAUGAACACCGUGUGGGAUAUUGCCUCAGUGGUCGUGCUGAAAAAGUAUCGACAGGUGGAGAAGAAUCUCAUUAGCAAUAUGCUGUUUCGCGCGAUGCACGUCAGAGCGACGUAUGAGGGCGUGCAGCAUUACAUUGGUGUGGUGGACGCGGGUAUUCGCCGCAUGAUCAUGUUGGUUGGAUUUAUGGGCGAGCCGCUGGUGGGAACUAGUGUAGUCAGCCACGAGGGUUCCGAGGACAGCUUGUUCAUGUAUGGGCAUAGGCCGAGCAUUUCGAGGAUCAUUACCAAGAGGGUCGAGACGGUGGAUCCGCGCUUCAAGCCCAUUGUAGAAUUGUUUGCGAGCCGGUGUGUUGCUGGAGAGGGCAUAGAUCAUCGCUUGAUGUUUGAGUUUUCCAAAGACAUCUUCGAUAUCAAGGAAGGGCUGCCAAAGACACGAGCAAAGUUGUAAAUUAUCGAACAUUCCCUAUAUGUUCCACAUGGGUAACAUGUGCUUAACCCACAUUGAAUUUCCGUCAGUGCUUCGACUCAAUAGCAAGUUUGAAAUGGACAUGAGGACAAGUCUUGUAUGAUAUGAUUGGAGCUACAAUAGGGCGUGAUUCUACUUCACAGGUACGAUUUAUCACACUGGGAAAUGGAGAGUCCUUUUACGCCGACUUUGACAAUAAGCAACGGUGGUCCACACUACUCUAUCUGACACUCUAUGUCAGAGGUGGUACCUGCGCAGCCACCACUACUUAUUUCCAGACCAACAACACUAGCC
Messenger RNA from Pseudomassariella vexata, 1482 nucleotides. RefSeq lists its product as uncharacterized. Lineage: Eukaryota; Fungi; Ascomycota; Sordariomycetes; Amphisphaeriales; Pseudomassariaceae. The transcript has a single exon. The record is from RefSeq and is a predicted model, not a curated record. The coding region runs from base 250 to 1170 and encodes 306 amino acids.